This is a messenger RNA of Ornithorhynchus anatinus (platypus), 1987 nucleotides long. It is a transcript of the gene GPR143, whose product is annotated as G protein-coupled receptor 143. The record is from RefSeq and is a predicted model, not a curated record. Gene Ontology annotation, biological process: cell surface receptor signaling pathway; G protein-coupled receptor signaling pathway; regulation of calcium-mediated signaling. NCBI's taxonomy places the organism in Eukaryota, Metazoa, Chordata, Mammalia, Monotremata, Ornithorhynchidae. Gene Ontology annotation, molecular function: dopamine binding; L-tyrosine binding; L-DOPA binding. Gene Ontology annotation, cellular component: plasma membrane; melanosome membrane. Bases 314 to 1549 code for a protein of 411 amino acids. The transcript is spliced from 9 exons.
UCAUAGACUCCAGCCCAAUCUCUGUUUCCCCCUUGGUACAUCAAGGAGGUUGGGAGCGGGGAGAGGACCCCCACUGCUUUCUGUGGGGAAGGAAGGAAAAAUAGCCAUGGAUUUCACGGACCUGCCUGGCUCUGAGCUGCUCUCUGAAAAGAGAGACUGCUGCAGGGGGUUGGUUUAGCAUGAGCCAUGGCACAUGAUUUUUCAGCGCGUGGUCCCUCAGGGCACACAUGGGGGAGAAUGAGGAGGAGGAGGCUAAGGCUUAGACAAAGCUCUAUGCAGCAGGAAGUGUCUCUGCUGUUGCUUUGGCCCUUCCAUGGCUUCUCCUAGGCUGGAGACCUUCUGCUGCCCCAACCGGGAUGCAGCCACACAACUGAUGUUGAAUUUUCAGCCUCAAAUUUUCAACGGCGUCUGCCUGGGAAGUGCUUCAGCCAACCUCCUGCUCAGCAUCUUCCAGCUCCUUCCCAAACGAGGCCAAGGCCCCAGGAAACUAACUCAAACCUCCUCUGCCAGCAUCCUGCUCUUCAUCUCUGCCUGUGACCUUCUUGGCUGUCUGGGUGUAAUAUUCAGGUCCACAGUGUGGUUAGGAUUCCCAGAUUUCGUUGGAAACAUCUCGGUGGUGAAUGGGACAGAUGGAUGGCCCUCAGCUUUCUGUGUAGGGAGUGCAAUGUGGAUUCAACUGCUGUACAGUGCUUGCUUCUGGUGGUUGUUUUGCUAUGCUGUAGAUGCCUACCUUGUUGUUAGAAGAUCAGCAGGCUCAAGUACAAUCUUUCUGUACCACUUUAUGGCCUGGGGUCUGGCCAUACUGCUCUGCGUGGAGGGAAUUGCUAUGCUUUACUACCCUUCUAUGUCCAGCUGUGAAAACGGUCUGGAGCAUGCAGUCCCACACUACAUCACCACAUACGUCCCACUCCUCCUUGUCCUGGGACUUAACCCAAUCCUGUUCCACAGAACGGUCACUUCAGUGGCCUCUUUGCUGAAAGCAAGACAAGGCAUUUACACCGAGAAUGAGAGACGCUUGGGAGCAGUGAUUCAAGUCCGCUUUUUCAAGAUUAUGCUGGUGUUUGCUAUUUGCUGGUUGUCAAAUAUCAUCAAUGAGAGCCUUUUGUUCUACCUUGAAAUGCAGCCAGAUAUCAAUGGAAGCCCCUUGAAAAAUGUCAGAAAUGCAGCCAUGAUCACGUGGUUUAUAAUGGGAAUCCUGAAUCCGUUGCAGGGCUUCCUCUUCUCCCUGGCUUUUUAUGGAUGGACGGGAUGUCACUUGGACUGGAAGUGUCACCAGAAGGAAAUCCAGUGGGACUCGAUGACCACGUCCGCUGCUGACCACGCCUACAGCUCUCCCGUGGGAUCGUCUCUUAACUAUGAAAGUUACGCCCCGGGGAAGACUGUGGUGGUGAAUGGGAACAAUUCCGAUGAGGCCUUAGGCAUGCUGUCUGAAGGUUCCGAUGCCAGCACGAUUGAAAUCCCUAUUGCGAGUGCAUCUUAUAACCUAAAAGAUGUUGAUGCCACUCUAGAGACCCAGGGAAGUCAUGAAAAGCAAGCGCUGGUGAACUAGAGAGAUGGAUUCCAGUGCCAUUCCGAAGGACCUCUUUGAGGAUGUCCCGUUUUACCGUCGUCCUUUCUUCCCCUCAGCACAACUGCCUCACUGUGACUCCUCCCUGCAGUCUGAGUUUGAGGGCUAGAGAGGGAUGUCUUAGUGGAGAAUUCUUUGAAAUUUCUCUUUUUAAAAAUUUUUAUUCUAAAUAGUCAAGCUGACUGUGUUCUUUUUGUGGAGAGGUGGGACAAGUCAACCUGGUUAACUAGUCUAGCUAGCUUUCCCUUUCCUCUCAGUGACCCUGAGAAAGUGUAGGCUUAAAGUCCCUCAGCAUUCUGGGACAUCUGAACUACAAAUCCCCAAAUGCAGAAGAUAAGAAAAUGAGCAACCACAAAGUACUAUUUAUUGAACGAUCAGUCAGUGCUAGGCACUGAAUGCUUACUGUGUGCCGAGAAGUUU